AGCCCCAACCCCGGCGACCGAAGAUGCCGGCGACGGCGGGGCGCGUGCGCAUGCCGGCGAACAACCGCGUGCACAGCAGCGCGGCGCUGCAGACGCACGGCAUCUGGCAGAGCGCCAUCGGGUACGACCCCUACGCCCCCGAGAACAACAAGCACCAGGCCCAGGCCCCCUCCUCCUCCGUCUCCGCCAACGCCGCCGCCGCCGCCGCCAACGCCGCCGCCGAGGCCGCCGCGCCGCCCUCCUCGGACCCCUCCUCCGAGAACGCCUACAGCAGCUUCCAGGGCCUCCUCGCGCUCGCCCGCGCCACCAGCGUCCCCACCGACGAGACCCGGGGCGCCUGCAAGAAGUGCGGCCGCGUCGGCCACCUCACCUUCCAGUGCCGCAACUUCCUCUCCGCCAAGGCGGCCGACAUCGAGGAGGACAUCAUGGCCGAGGCCGACGCCCAGGCCAAGCUUGCUGCUCUCAGGAAGAAGACCUCCGGUGACGAGGAAGGUUCCGAUGAGGAGGAUGAGGACGACGUUGACAGCGAUUCCUCGGACUCCGAUAUCGAUCCCGUGCUGGAGAAGCUUAUUGCUGAGCGGGAGCGCGCCAAGAGUCGGCGGGGGAGGCAUUCCGAGGAGAAGGACAAGAAACCGAGCCGCCAUCGGAGCAGCAGCAGCAGGAGCAAAUCGAAGCACAGGAGGAGCAGAAAGAGUGACAGCGAGGAAGACUCGGAGGAGGAGAGAACCAAGGAUAAGAAGAAGGAUAGGCUGAAGAAAGACCAGGAUAGCGAGAGUGACUCUGACAGGAAGAGGCACAGGAAGAGUAGGAAGGAUAGGAAGAGGCGGAGGACCCACCGCAAGAAGGAUGAAUCAUCGGAUGAUGAUGAGUCUGGAGGGGAAGGGAAGAGACAUCGCCGCCACCACAAGAGACGUCAUCACCGCAGGGAUGCAUCUGAUGGUGACAGUGCUGGCAGUGAGUCCCCAUAUGAGAAGAAGCGAUCCAGCAAGAAGAAGAGCCACCGUGGACUGGAUGAGGAUGAGGGGCAUGGUCCAGAGGGAGCAAAGCGUACCGGGGAGAAGAGCAAGGAGCAUAAGAGGACCUAAAAAGGGAGUGUUGGAGCGGCACUGAACGGUGAUUUUAAGGCCCUGUAUUUGUCAACAGUGCUGGUCUUUUGUUAUUUGUUUCUUUCAAAUGGCUGUUGCAUUUGAAACAUGAUUCUUAAUAUGUGUAAUUUACUGGUGUAUUGCUGUGUGUCAGUGACUAAACUAUGAGUCGAUUAAUAUGCAUAAAUGUUGUCUACCUUGAAA
Lolium rigidum is the source of this 1289-nucleotide messenger RNA. RefSeq names its product CAX-interacting protein 4-like. Gene Ontology annotation, molecular function: nucleic acid binding; zinc ion binding. The transcript has a single exon. The coding region runs from base 24 to 1085 and encodes 353 amino acids. The record is from RefSeq and is a predicted model, not a curated record. NCBI's taxonomy places the organism in Eukaryota, Viridiplantae, Streptophyta, Magnoliopsida, Poales, Poaceae.